GAUGGAGAACCGGCAGCUUUACCCAGGCCUAGGGCUUGUGAGCGUCGGGGCAGCCGCGCGCCGCUGGACACCAGCUGCGGCCAGCUUUCCUGAGUGCGCGGCAUGAACCGCAAGAAGCUGCAGAAGUUGACGGACACCUUAACUAAAAACUGCAAGCACUUUAAUAAAUUUGAAGUGAAAUGUCUUAUAAAUCUUUUUUAUAAAUUGAUGGGAGAUGUAACAAAGCGGCAAGGUGUGGUCACUGGACUGGAUCGCAAUGCUUUUCGAAACAUUUUGCACGUGACGUUUGGAAUGACAGAUGACAUGAUUAUGGACAGAGUAUUUCGAGGUUUUGAUAAAGACAACGAUGGUAGUAUAAACGUAUCAGAGUGGGUUUAUGGAUUAUCACUGUUUCUUCGAGGAACUUUGGAAGAAAAAAUGAAAUAUUGCUUUGAAGUGUUUGAUUUGAAUGGUGAUGGAUUCAUUUCAAAGGAGGAAAUGUUCCAUAUGUUGAAGAACAGCCUUCUCAAACAGCCAUCUGAAGAAGACCCUGAUGAAGGAAUUAAAGAUUUGGUUGAAAUAACACUUAAGAAAAUGGAUCAUGACCAUGAUGGGAAAUUGUCCUUCUCAGACUAUGAACAAGCUGUGAGGGAAGAGACUCUUCUGCUGGAAGCUUUUGGGCCAUGCCUACCUGACCCAAAGAGCCAGAUGGAAUUUGAAGCCCAUGUAUUCAAAGAACCAAAUGAAUUCAAUGACAUAUGAGUACCAAAAUGUCUGUAUUGUCUCAAGUGAGUAAAAUGGGAAGUGUAUAUAUUUUCUGCUUAGCUCAGAAAGAUGAUGUUGAAUUGUGUGAUUGGGGUGGGGAAUGGUGUUAACAUACAUAUAUCCUUCAACUUUGGUCUAAAAACCAGGUAAAAUGAAUGGAAGACAAGAAGUUUCUUAUUAGAUGUUGGGUUUGGUAAAAUAAUUUAACAUUGCUGGAGGUAUUUUAUACCUAGACAUCUGUUGAAGCACAUAACUCUUGUAAAGUGUUUGUAUUAAUGAAAUGAAUAGAAAGAUCGUGUAAUCAUGAAGUAUUAAGACAAAUAUUCGUGUCAGGAAAAUACUGGGUAUAAUAAAUUUAAGAAUCAUUAAAACUACUGAGUAUUUUUUGGAGCAGUAAAUAAUUAAGAUGCAUCAAAUAAUAUUGGCAUUUAGCAUUAAAAUACCUUUCUGCUAGUCAUUGAGGGAGAUUUAGAGAAAUGAGAGAAACAUGUAACCUAUUUUAAUAUGAUCUCUAUUGUGUGAGGCUUUGCCAUAACAACCUGACUAGAUUGUUAGUGUCUGAGGGCAGGGGCCUUAUCACACCCAUCUUUAUAUCUGUCUCAGUAUUUAUUAUAGUCUUCUGCACAGAAUGGGCUCUCAAUAAAUACUGUGGAUUGAAAAGUACAAAGUACAACAAGAAAAAUCCAAACUCUUGUCCAGCAGUGAAAGAAGAAAGUGCUGUUUCUUGAGUUUAAUGAAUAGUGCAUAGGUACAGCUUUCAGUUUAUCUCUGGAGUCAUCCUGAUUGCUCCCCACCCCUGCCAUGGCACUCCGUUGGGAAGCCUGUUCCAGGAUCUGUUUUUCUACUUCACCUCCACUCUUUGUCCCCAUAGGAAGGUGUACCUCAGUGGCAUCCCCCACUGCCUGGGAUUCCCCUUGUGUACCCCCUUAAAAAGGGACCCGACUUGCCCUCUGCCCCUCACUAUCAUGCAGGUGCCUGUAGGUAUUGGAUGGAAGCAUGAGAAAGAUGGAGCCUAGUUAUGUUCUAUGGGUUAUUAGCUCUUUUAGUAAACACAUGCAAACAGCUGAUAUCUCUUUGUCAAUGCAUAAACAUUUAGAAGCUGCUUGGAUAUUAAAGAUCUUUUACUACAUAUACAUUAUUAGCAUUAAAUAAAAGCAUACAUUAGGUAAAAAAUGGACAGUUACAAAUAAAAAGAAUAAGAAGUUACAAAAUAAAGAUAUUUUACUGCCCCAGUAUUUUUUUUAAACUUAGAUUGUUAUAUACUUGGACUCUGACACAAUUUUUCUAUCUUGAGUAUGUGCAAAUAAUGCAAUACACAAUGUUUUUAAUUUUCAAUUGUAAUUUUAUGAUUACAAAGUAAUAGAGAUUCCUGAAGAAUACUUUGGAAGUUUAGGAAAUAAAUAAAAUUAUACAUCAAUAUUCUGGUAUAGAUCCUUUAAGAUUCUCUUAAGACAUUUGUAAGUAUACCUAUAUAUUUUUAGGUGAUCAUAUUGAAAAUGCUCUUUUAAAAGCUGCCUGUUUUAUGUGUCACUUGUUCACAAACAUUUCUCAGAUCACUAGAUAUCACUCUAUAGCCUCACUUGCAAUGGAUUCCUGGUGUCCCAUCACUACAGACCUCAUUAAAUCACUCCCUGCCACUGGCAUGUUGGUUGUUCCCAUGUUUUUUCUAUUAUAAAUAAUUUCCAAAAUGAAUUGUCUUUACAGAUAAAUCUUUUCACAUGCAUCAUUGGUUAUGUCCUUGGAGUGAGUUUGUAAAUGUAGGAAUGUUGGGUUAGAGGCCAGUAUAAUUGUGAGAUUUCUAGCACAUGUUACCAGAUUACCCUCCAGGAAGGCCUACUGUGCCUGAUG
This is a messenger RNA of Phyllostomus hastatus (greater spear-nosed bat), 2592 nucleotides long. It is a transcript of the gene CLXN, whose product is annotated as calaxin. Bases 103 to 741 code for a protein of 212 amino acids. Gene Ontology annotation, molecular function: calcium ion binding. NCBI's taxonomy places the organism in Eukaryota, Metazoa, Chordata, Mammalia, Chiroptera, Phyllostomidae. The record is from RefSeq and is a predicted model, not a curated record. The transcript is spliced from 6 exons.